Molecule: messenger RNA, 4871 nt
Organism: Amoebophrya sp. A25
Lineage: Eukaryota; Dinophyceae; Syndiniales; Amoebophryaceae
Source: the annotation of a GenBank genome assembly
CAUUGGCAGCAUUUCCCGGAGGUACGACGAUUGCCAACUUAUACGCAACCGCUCGCACUGGAGUUAUGGUUAGAGAUGAUCGCUUUUGUUUUCGAGGAGCAUAGUUUCAGUUUGGGCUCUCGUAAUUCUGCCGUCUGGUUUUUCACCACGAUGAUCAUUAUCAUUAACUAGUGGCUAAUGCAAGUAGGUUGAGGAAAGGAAGUAGACGACUGUUGUUGGUGACCUCUCCUUUCUUUAGACACUAGCUCUAGUUUGUCGUGACAAAUUCAAAAAAAAACUUGUUUUUCCUUCACAGUAUAAAAAUGUCCUCUGGCAGUGCAGAAGCGGAAGGAAAAGAGCUCUGAGAAUUGAGUUCUCUCAAGAUGCAAUAUCUUUUGUUUUUUGCUAGAAAGGUCGUUCCUUGAAUUCUAAGGCUCUCGAGAUUGUUUUUCCUUCGUACCUACUAUUCUUGAGCCUGCCACAGGUCCUGUUUUUGUGACGCAGGACCUAGUAGUGUUUCUGUCUUCUCACGCACCUCCAAAAAUGAAGAAAUACAAGUCUUAUCUUCUAAUCCACGCGCUUCUGCCGACGAAGCUUUAACAGCCACUAGUGCUGGUUACCCGAUCCAUUUCCCGUCUUAUUUGUCCUCUUUGGUAAGCACAGAGGCAGACGAAGUUUUCGAUGAAGGGAUCGACCUUGAUAAGGCAAAGACUUAAUGAACUUAUCUAUGUUCUUUAUUGCUGUUUAGUGAUGAAGGGGUCGACCUUGUUAAGGCAAAGGGUAAUGUAUUACAAGAAUGUAGCGGAUUUGCAUUCGGAGAAGACUGGGAGUUCUACUCGGGAUGGCAAUCCAUCACAUCCGGAUUAGAGGAGUUGGAGUUUGACGUCUUGGAGGGAAAAUGAAAUAAACAAAUCGCGGAGGGCUUCUCCUUCUCUGAGUCUGAUUGAUUCACAGAACGUGGAUUCUCCUACUCCUAGAUCGAUUAUAGUUCAUCCAGAUCAAUUAUAGCCCAUCACUCUUCUAGUCGAAGGUGUAUUAGAAGAAGUUCUAUAUUCGGUAUUUUUCCACCGGUGUUUAAGAUUAAGUUAAAGUGAUAGCAGCUCUGGGCAUUAUUAAGAGAGAGGCCUGAAUCUGAAAACUAGGCAAUGUUAAUGACAAGAAAUUACCUUGCCUUUGAAGACACGACUAAAGCUGAAACUUGAAUGCUUCGUUCUCCACUCUUCUACGCUCUACGUCUACGCUACAAAAAAGAAUGAGAAUCAUUUUUGAUGAAGACCCCCUACAACUCAAACCCUGUUCCUCCAACUCAGACCUUGUUUCAAGAGGUGACCCCACUCCCCUUGCCCUUAUCUCUAGACAACCAAAAAUGCAUUAUGAAUCUUCAUCUUGUCUCUAGGUAGACAACCAAAAAUUGACUAUGGCCCUUGUCUCUAGGCAGCCAAAAACUGAUUGCGACCCUUGUCUCUAGACAGCCAAAAGUCGACCAUGACCCCCGUUCUAAUCUCGGUCGGGUCCCAGCAGUGAGUUCUUGAUAGAUCAAAUAAUAUUCAAUAUGGGGUGAAUGAGAAUGACAUGACCCCGCUCUAAUGUCAGUGGUGGUGGCGCCUAUAAUUUUCUAUUGAUCAUGACCCUGGAGGUUGAUGUUCUAAUCUCAGUGGCGGUGGCGCCUGUAAUUUUGCGUGCGGGCCCUGGGAUCACAAUGUGAUUCUGCGUCAGUUAACGGUCAACAAGCGACAGGAAAUUGAGGUGGUUGCCGACGCCCACCCUCUGCAUAUGCAUGUGAAUCAUAUUUACGACUGUGGCAAUUUAUCAUGUGCAUGAUAUUUAGCUAGUCUCUACGGAUGCUACGGACAGCACUAUCAGAGAUGCACGCAUAACAUCACAGUCUGAAUCUAACUAUUGUUCUGGCUCUUCUACUUUAAUUUUAGCCUCAAACGCUCAACUUCUUUAUAGCCAGAAACGUUCGACAUCUCUUGGCGGUAUAUCUAGCCUAUGGCCCCUAGUAUACUAUCCUAGUUGUAAUUUGUAGAUGAGCAUCCUUCGGCUGUGCUGAUGUGAAUCAUAGUCAAGCUCCCCGCAUGUAUGCAUGUGCAUCACGCCCACCCUUAUGCGCAUGGGAUGAAUCAUAUCUACGACUGACUAUCGCGAUUGAUUAUCAUUCCGAGGACAAGAAUAAAAGGGACAGCUAGGACAUCCACAACGAACUUAUAUGAUACAAUCUAACUCUCGCAGAUGAUCGUUGAGGUUGAGGUGGACGACGAGGCUGAGCCUUGUUGCAGACAGAUCAAUGCGAAAGGUGAAGGUCCACAAUCUAGCCUAGCCUAACCUAACCUAGACGCGUAGUCUCCAUGCCUGUGACGACACUCCUCUCUUCUUCUAAUUCUCGCAGAUCGUUGAGGUGGAUGAUGAGGCUGAGCAGCCUGUGGGGAGAUGGCAUAGAGUUGGCGACUGGGUCGACACGUUCAUGGGAGCUGGCGUCGUCCGCUUUCACACCGAUCGGUAUAUGGGAAAAGCAGUGUUGCAUUUAAGACAUGGCGAAAAGUUGUAUUUUUUGAUUAAGCAUGAUUACCUUCGUAUUCAUUCAUUCUUAAAGAAGAGUGACUCUUUACGCACUGACUAGCAUCAGCAGGUCGUAGCUGCGGCUGUAGUAGUUCUAGUUGGAACUAUGAGUAAUGCAGUAUGGUAUAAUUGUCACAUUCAACAACAACAUCGAAGGAAAAUGAGUGUGGAAGGAUAUAGGAGCUUGUAUAAUUGUUAUCAUGCCUUUAAGGCACUUCAAAUUUUGAAAUUUUCAAGUAGCAAAGGGAUCUUUGAGUGGACUGAUCUUUGAAGGUGUAAAAACAAUUCUCACGACUCACCAAGAAUAAUCUGAACAGGGGCCACUCUUCAUCAAUAACGUGAAGGACCGCUCUUCUUGCUAAGAAAGCCCUCUAAUCUAUAAGUAUAAGCAUCCUAUGCACAAUUCUUCAUUAGAAGCCCUUCUGCUCCUCUAAAUCCACUCUACUAAUAAAUUGUCAUCUGCUAAGAAGAAGGCUCUCUAAAACAUAAGCAUCUGCCCUAUACUGUUUCUAAUCUUCUGCCACCUGUUAGAGCAUGAAGAUGAGGGAUGCAUGGCGCAGAUGGACAUCGUGUCUUCUCUCACUCGUUGGUUAAGGCUAGUCAGUCACUAUCUGGUGUGGAGUAUGAGUAUGUCCCUGGUGCUCCACAGCAAGCUGCGUGGUGUGUGGAGUAUGUCAGUCCCAAAUAAGAUACCGAGGGGGGCCUUUUCAUUAUGCUGAGUAAGUUGAGGAGAGGAUCCCCUUUGUUGAAGAAGCGGGGCUCCACUGCUUUGAAACUACUGGGAAAGCAGGAUACUAAUAAAUGAGGGAUCACACUAAAGCUAAAGGAGGGAAGAUCAUGCUAAAGCAAGUAAUACAUAGUUGUGCCACUUUUUUGAAAGUGAGAGGGAGCGGGGAUAUGAUUAAAGGUAAAUUGCUUUACGCCAGGCCCUAGUACGACACAGUGAGUAGACCAGGGAUAGUGAUUGACAGACUGGCGUUAAGUUAGGGAUUCUGUUUGAACGACGCCUUCGAGCCUCGCGUUGCCGGGUUGUUAUGUACGCUUUUGCCGGUACUGAUAUCUGGGAUUAUACUGGCUUUGAAGUUAUGAAAGGAUGUCUGAGGAGAUGGUGAAGAUGAUAGCAGUCUGCUAUCCGCAGGAUAUUAAAACUAUUGAUAUUAUCCCUUUGAGUUUGAUCAGCUAAUUUAGCUUUUAUUUGCUGAAUUUAUGAAGAUGAACAAACAAGAGAGAGUGCUGGUUUUACAAGUUGUCAACUGUUAUUACUUUUAAUAUAAAGAAUUAUGCUGCUGAGAUUUUAUUUCGAGACUUGAGUGUCUACUUCGUAGAAAAGAAUCGCUUCAAAUUUUUGAUGCGUGAUGACCACGAGUGUCAAUGUUAUACAUAGAUACAUCACAACUCCGUUAGUAGAGCGUUGCCAAUGCCAUACAACAACUCAAUCAAGGUGAUGAAUCCAAUCAAGGACUAUUCAGGGAGUACUUCUGCAUAAUACAACUCUAAUAACCACCAAAAGUGCGUGGUCUUGCGGUCGGUCUUGCUGCAAUCGCCUGGGCAGUCCGUGUGGCGCGGACUGUGAUACCUGUGGCCAGCAAGCAGAGAAUACGUGUAUCGAAUUGCGAAAGUCGGCGCUCAUCAGUGGUUAAGGCAUUGCCAGUUGUAUUUGAGCCUCCUUACUCUCACUUGUUGUAAAUAAAGAUGAAAGUUUUAGCUUUACUUGCUUGCUGAUCCAUCUUUUUCAGAUUUCCAAGGGAUGACCAAUUUUGCAUCGGUAUGAGAAUCUUCUCUGUAGGAUGAAUAUGAAGAACAGCCUUCAUCUAAGUAGUUCCAACUCUAACUCUUUUCAGGAGGAACAAAAACAAAAGCAGCAGCGGCGGCACCAACUGCCAUAUGCUCUUGCCUCAUACUGCUAUUAGUUGGGUGUAUUGUCACUUCGAUUUUGCCUAUGGUGAACGAUGGAGCUGGUGGGAUCGUGGAAACGUUUCACCGCAAUGAAGACGACUACUACACCAUGUUAGCCAUCUCAGUGCCAUGCUUCCUGAUAACGGUGGGCUUUAGCGGAGUUUGGGCUUACAAAGUUUUUUUCGAUAACGAUACUUCAGAUGCACCAGCUGAAGGUGCAGGAGGUAGUGGUAGGGAGGAGGAGGAUGGAUUGGCAGAAGGCGUUGGAGUUCGAGUUGCAAAUGACACAGGAAAUAAGAGUCGGGGACGAGAGGUUGUAGGUUUAGUGGCGGCAGCACCGAUCAUGUAACAUGUAGCUCUGUAUAGAAACAAAAGACCAAAUCACCUUGCCAGCACGCUACACCUACAUCAUUAUUAUCCAGUUGCAGAAGUGCCGG